AUGGCGGGAGGCUCUUUCCAGAUUGCAAAGCGCUUGUGCCGUUCCGGGUUAAUCCUCAAGCACCUCUACGUGUACCAGAAGCUAAUGAGGGCAUAUUGCUUUCUGAAACUCAGGAAGUCGCGGACAACGGAUCAGCGACUGAUUUGUAGCCUGGACGAACUGUGUUGUAUUCAUAGACAAAGACAAGGGGAAUCUCUCUCAUCGAAGAUCAGCCAAAUCACAAUGUUACUCAAAAAUCUAGGUCUAACCAUAAACGAGAAAAAAUCACAGCUUGAACCUUCACAAGUAGUGGAAUUUCUCGGGAUGACUAUCAAUUCAUUAAGUUUUGAACUCUCGCGUCCAGAUCAAAAGAUAGCAACCAUUUGUCAAGCUGCCAAAAAAAUGCGGAAGCGGAGAAAAGUCACUCUUCGCGAAGUCGCUAGCUUUAUUGGACAAGUCAACUCAGUAAGCAUGGCAGCAAGUAUUGCUGUACUAUUUCUCCGACCUCUUCAGAUGUGGCUAGGCAGUUUCCCUCUGAAGAAUGCGAGCGACUAUAAGACUUUAGGGCACGCCUACUCAGAAAGAUGGCACCCGCGCAGCCGACUUGGCCGUCGGGUAGCUCGUGAGCCCAUCCUUCAUGAAGAUGAGUCACUCACUGUUACAUCAGACGCGUCAAAUAUGGGAUGGGGUGCAAUAUGCGCAUACGGCAGUACUAGUGGGAAGUGGAAACCCUCAGAACUAGAGUGGCACAUAAACGAGAGAGAGUUAGCAGCUUGUAUACUGGGCUUACGCUGUUUCGCAGACAAGCUUCGCCAUUGCACCAUUCGCGUGCAGCUGGACAACACAACAGCGGUCUGGUAUAUAAAUAAGAAAGGAGGAACCAGAAGUGCACGUUUGAACAAGCUAACGCGCUUAUUGUGGCUAUGGGCCUUGAAACGUCACCUGAAACUGCUGGCCUCAUACAAGCCAGGGGUACAGAACGUUGAAGCAGACCUCCUUUCGAGGAGAUCGAAUGACUCUUCCGAUUAUUCUCUUGAUGGUAAAACAACCAUGUUACUGUUUGCAAAGUGGGGCGUACCUAAGAUAGACCUUUUCGCCUCCCGGUGGAACAACAAAUGUCAGAAAUACUUCUCAUUCUUUCCAGAUCCGGGCGCAGCGGGCGUAGACGCUUUCGCUCAAGACUGGUCGGAGACUUACGGCUACGCCUUUCCGCCAUUCAAUCUAGUAGGGAAGACAAUCAGAAAAGCCCUGAAAGAGAAGGCACGCUUGAUUCUGGUGUGCCCCAUGUGGAAAAAUCAAAGUUGGUGGCCACUAGUAAUGGAGCACGGCAAAGAGAUCACGCCGUUGAUAUCAGACCGGAACCUUUUGACAGAUUCCAGCGGGUCUCCUCACCCAUGCCUCAAAUCUCCCUCCUUCCAUUUGAUAGCAUGCAUCAUUUAG
Cooperia oncophora is the source of this 1419-nucleotide messenger RNA. NCBI's taxonomy places the organism in Eukaryota, Metazoa, Nematoda, Chromadorea, Rhabditida, Trichostrongylidae. The record is from the annotation of a GenBank genome assembly.